Molecule: messenger RNA, 1592 nt
Organism: Brassicogethes aeneus
Lineage: Eukaryota; Metazoa; Arthropoda; Insecta; Coleoptera; Nitidulidae
Source: the annotation of a GenBank genome assembly
GUUUUAGGAACUUGAAAAUGAAAUAGGUAAUCCCACUACAUAUAUUGUAAAAAUGUGGGUUUUAUUUUAAAUAAAUGACAUAACAUUGUGUUUUUAUUAUUACAAUUCUAGGUAAAUAAUUCAAGAUACUUUUAUAUCUGCAACUUUAACAUAAGUAAAAUCAACAAGAUAAUCCCAAGCAAAUACUCAAGUAAUUCCGUAAACUUAUCUCCACAUACAGACGGAAAUCUAUACAAACUUAAAAAUCAUUAACAUUAUCAAAUUACACUGCCUCAGUUUUGUUCGCUAUGCAUAGCAUGCUUGACAGUCGACUAUAGUCUAUAGAGUGCCAUGGUAGUUUUUUGUGGCUUCUCGAGCAUUCAUUUGUUUUUGUGUUGCGUCAAUGGCUGACCCGACAAUCCAAACGUUCUGCUGUCAUCAUGGAAACGGAACGGACAUGGCCAUCACCAUCAUGGAAGAGUUCAACACCGACCUCUACAACGGGAUAUGUCUGUUUUCGUCCGUGCUAGGAAUGCUAGGAGCCGUCUAUCAGAUCUUACCAAGAGAAGAAUUCUCAACCCAACACCGAUGGUUUUCUUUUUCUGCGACAAGGGGUAGAAAAAUUAUAACAUGGCUUGCCGUAGCAGACUUAAUGGCUUCUUUAGGUGUUUUUCUUAGAUCUGCAAUAUGGUUGAACUACAAAAACAUUAUGCCAUCCAAAGAUGACGACACCAGCGUGGUCUUUUGUGCUGUUUCAUCGGCUUUGACUCAAUAUUUCUACACAGCCACCUGGGUUUGGACUCUAUGCUACGCAAUCGACAUGCGUUUAGUUUUAUCUCAAAAAGAUUCCAGACUCAACCACUACCAUCUAGCAGCCUGGUUGAUACCAGCCUUCUUGACUUUCGUAGGGCUGUCACUUUUGUACAUCCCCGAUGCAAAUUGUCACACGUCAUCAUCCCUGCAAGCUGCGAUAUAUAGGAUUCUUCCGAACUAUAUAGCAACGUAUGCUCCCAUAGCAACGGUGAUGAUAGCCAAUCCGGUACUUUACAAGUAUUCUGUCAAGGAUAUGAGGCAGAUUAUUACCAGUACUUCCGGGCAAUUUACCAGUAAAGAAAGGGAUGUUAUUGAUGCUGUGAAGAUUAAAUUUUCUGUGAUAAAUAUCGCAUUUUACGUGUGUUGGGUGCCUAAUUUGAUUAAUGGCGUUUUACUUUGGACUUUGUGGUUCCAUCUACCGGCCACAUGUGUCAUUUCUAUAUGGUAUCUUAUGGCCCUGUUAAACCCCCUCCAAGCCCUUCUAAACUGCCUAGUUUACAGACGAUGGAGUAGCGGCACGGAAAGAGUUAUUCUUCCAUGGAGAAAAGUAGAAGAAUAUUUUCCUGUCGAAGCAGAAUCGGAAUCGGAAUCUUCAAGCACAAUAGACUCGAACAGUACCACUGUGCGGGAAGAAAUCUACCCGUUACUACAAAGUGCUCCCGUUAAUAGUAUUAACGAGUAUAAAAGCAUUUCUCAGUAGAUCAAUUUUAGAUUAUUAGCAUUUUUUGGCAUUAUAUUGUCAAGUUUAUACCUAAAUAUUAGAUUUUAUACGUUGUUGUAAAUAUAAAGUUUUAUUUAUA